GUUCUACAAUGUCCUUUUUUUAGAUGCGGUGACCAGAAUUGUACACAGUACUUCAGGUGUGGCCGCACCAAUUCCAUUAAACUGGUGUUAAAAGUGGCUCACAACACACAAACCUAACAAUAUUUAAGGGGGUGGAGGUGGCAUAGAAAACCAUAAUAAAAUAUAUAGCAGCAAAGAAUAAGAAUUAUGCAGACCAUAAAUCCAUCAGAAGAAAGUUUUGGCUUGGUGUCUGAAAUACGAUGAGUGCAUUUCUCCAGAUUAUUUAAACAGACUUUGGCUUGACGAGAUCUAAAGACUUUGAUUUGUUAAAGCUACCUUUUUCAACACGAAGUUCUUAAUAUAGUAACUAGACAUCCUAAACUGCAGGGGGAGACUUUAAGAAAAUGCGUUCCGUUUUGAGAGGCGGGAUCAAUAUGUUAAGGAAAAGAUUUAUUUUCUUUUUACAUAUGAUAUAUCGUCCCAAACUCACGUCUCCAGACGAUUUACACAAUAAAUGUGUACAAGAUCGAUUCGCUAUGAAAAAUGCGAGAACUAUAGGUCGCACAGCAUCCGCCAGAUUAAAAAGCACGGCACGAAGAAACCCAGCGAGCGAUGCAUUUUAUACCAAUGGACGUUUCCCUUCAGCAACCAACGAUAACCAAUUAGGUGGGUGACAAUGAAAAAGCAGGAAGCAACAAGUUAACAUACAAAUGAAAAGAUGUUGCAUGCGAAACAGCAGGUUCUGCAAGGGGAUCUUGGGAGUUGUAGUCCAUAAAUGUAGGGUAAAACAAAGACACGGCAGGCGGAAACUACAAUCCCAGAAGCCUUUGGGCAAAUCUGGAAAAGGCAACAACUUCCUGGCGGGGGCACAGCUUGGGAAAUCGCAGUGUUAACAGGAGGGCGAAGGUUCGGUAUUUGCAAAUUUAAGGCAUCGUGCGUGGGAAGUGGAGGGCCUUUUCCCUGACUAGCCAUGGGUUGCCGUGAUGUCCACGCUGCAACAGUCCUGGCCUUCCUUUCUGGAACAGCUGCCUUAUCGGGACUCAUUGCCGCUGCCCUGCUUCCUAACUGGAGACAAAUGCGACUCUAUACCUUUAACAAGAAUGAAAAGAAUGUGACCGUUUACACUGGGCUGUGGAUCAAAUGUGUCCGCUUUGAUGGCAGCAAAGACUGUGUGAUUUAUGAUACUGAGUGGUAUACGGCAGUUGAUCAGCUGGAUUUGCGCAUUCUCCAAAUUGCUCUCCCCGUGAGCAUGCUCACUACUGUCUUGGCUCUUCUCCUCUGCUUGAUUGGCAUGUGUAACACCGCCUUCAUUUCCUCCGUGCCAAACAUCAAGCAGGCCAGAUGUCUCAUAAACAGUGCAGGCUGCCAUCUUGUGGCUGGCCUCUUCUUUCUCCUUGCAUGUGUCAUUUGCUUGACGCCGUCUGUCUGGGUCAUCUUCCAUAACCAGGAAAUGAACAGAAAAUACGAGCCGGUUUUCACCUUUGACAUCUCUGUGUACAUUGCCAUUGCCAGUGCGGGUGGCUUACUGUUCACAGCCAUUCUCUUGUUCCUGUGGUAUUGUGCGUGCAAAACCCUGCCUUCCCCUUUUUGGCAGCCUCUAUAUUCACAUGCGCCCAGUGUGCGUAGCUAUGCUUCCCAACCAUAUUCCGCACGAUCCCGUCAUUCUGCCAUUGAAAUUGACAUCCCUGUUGUGACUCAUGCUUCUUAAGGAAUAGGUUGGGAAAGCCAAGUGCCAGUUUGCUCGCUCACAAGGCACUGCAGGUCAGAUGAUUUUCCACUCCCUUGGAGAGGUCUAAAAAUAAUUUACAAAAGGUGUGUGCAAAGAAUUGCCAUUGUAAUCGGACAGCUUGUACAGCUCUCUUAUCUAGGUUUACUACAGAGAGGAAUGUAGUGGGUGAGCAAGCCAGACUAUUAGAUGUCUUACAUAUUUUUGUCUUGAAGCUAUUAACAAGUUAUAAAGACCCAUCAAAACCGGUGGGGAUUAUAACUGAAAAGACUGGGACCUUUUUGCUUUGUAUGUUUUCUUGGCCUGCUUAUUCUUUGAAUUGUACUGCUGAAUAACAUGUCUGCUGAUCUUUCAUAGCUCAAGAAACACUUAAUACUUACCAGUCCAUCUUUUUUGCCUACUUUAAAAUGCAGGGAUUAUAGUAAUAUUUAAAUAAUAGCCAUUGUGUGUUUUUGAGAACGAUGAAUUCCUCAGUCAUGUUGCCUUUUCUUGUACAUAAACAAUCCCACAAACAAAAAGCUACACUCAAGUAAUACUGUUAUUAGGUCCAGAAAGACACACAAUCUUGUGUAGUAGGCUUUUGAGUUCUCCAGAGUUCUCUAUCGUGCUGGAUGGUAAGCAAAACAAAAAGACUAGCAUGUUUCUCAAAUCAAUCUCCAACUUUACUACUGUAAAGGCUACUAUAUUUUGUUUACUUGAUUAAGGCUUUGGGGUUCCUUCCAAUGGUCCAAAACUACUACAACUACAAAUAUUUAUAUACCACCUUUCAAGAAAGUGCUCAAAGCAGUUUAUAUAGUAGGGGAAAUGCAAGAUGCUUCCCUAUUCCAACAGGGCUCACAGUCUAAGGAGGAACACAAGGUAGACUCCAGCAACAGCCACUUUAGGGAUACUUUGCUGGACUGAAUAGGGACAGUUGUUUUAUAAAGAAAAUCACCACUUUAAAAAGUAUUUCUUUGCUCAGAAGAGUUAGAAACAAGUAAAAUACUAUCCCUUAAGAUGGUCAAACACAAUAAACUUAUUUUUUUCAAGUUAAGAGAGGGGGAUACAAACCUACCUAUGAUUUCUUAAGUUCUCAAGCAGUUUCAUUAUCUCUGUGUUACUGGAGGAGAAACUGAUAGAACUAAUGUUAAACUUCUGCAUUUUAUCUGCAAAGCAGUUGUUGACAUACAAUUUCAUUUCUAUUCCAAUUGUAGUUUUUCAUUGUGCAUAUACAAAAAGUAUCUGCUUGUGAGCAUUAUGAAAUUACUGUUGGUGGGCCUUGAUUUCAGUGAACAAUGAAUAGACAUUUAGAACAAGCAAAACACUAAUUUACUUUUUGGUUUCAUAGCAAUAACAACCUGAAUCAAUGGAGCUUUUUUUUUUUUUUUUAGAACACAUUUUUAGAUGCUGCAUUUUCCUCUACUUAAACAUAGGAAGUGAUGACAAAAAUUGAAAUCAAAUUACAGUGCAACUCAAAUAAUCCAGCUAUCCUCAUGGGGGGUUAUACAAAGUAUUGCAAUAACGUACCUAUUUAAUAGGGACAUGUCGGCAGGCAUGCAAUAAUCAGUAGUUCUGAUUAGUGGAAUGGUUUAUAUAGUCUUAUUUCUAUUGGGUUUCAUGGGAUAAACCUCUGAUAACUUGAAUUUUGGGUUAACCAGGAUAACCUUUUGCUAUACCUUACAAUCAGAAUUAUUUUAGACACUUGUAAGUGGGAACAGAUGAAAGCUGUUUAUCAUUCCUAUUUAAAGCUAUAAACAUGGACGCUGCUUACCAUCUACUCCAAAUUCUAGAUUGUGACUGAAUCAGGAUUAUUUUUGUAUGAGAUAUUAAAAAUUUAUUUGCUGUACUGUACUACAGAUUGGCUCUUUCAGAACCAAGUAUAACUUUGUGGUAACUUUAGAAUAUUUUUAUAUAAAUAUUAUUGAAGAUGAAAUUAUUAUAAAGGCAGUGUUUGGGAGUGGUUUUGUUUUGUUUUGUUUUUUGCAAAAACAGGAGUACUGUAGCUAGCAUGCUGCCUGUGGAGUUUUUACAUCUCCAAUUUCAUUCUUCUUUCUUUUUCAUCAGAAGUUUUUGUUUGCUUUUUGAGACAAAUUGAUGGUAUUACCUUCUGAGUAGGGAGAAACCAUUCAUAUGUGUGAACUCCCAGUGUGUAGCAUGCAGAAUGAUUUCUCUUGAACAAGAAUGGAUUUCUCAAAAGGUUCUGUACAUACACUGGAAUUUGAACUUGUUUCAACUAAUGCAAACCUUGGCCUUCUAAAUUUAUUGGAAUUAUAUAUACUUUAGUAAAGCAAGUGCUUAGUCUAGCAUUGGAUCAAAACAAAGUACUCAUCAGACAAAGCACUUUACAUUACGUCACAGAAUUUGAUGGCAGAUUUAUAAACAUCUAAUUUUACAUCUUUCUGUCCUGAAGAUUCCCCCUUUUCUUUCUUUCAGAGAACGAAGCUGCAGAAAGCUCUAGAGUAAAGCUGAAAAUAGUUCAGGGUCUUGUCUACAUUUUAUUUCCCUAAGGCCAAUUCCCUUGAAACAUUCCAUGUUGAUGUUUGAAAUUCUGGGUCUGCCAAUCUGAGCCACUGGGGGUCUUGUUUGGAUUCUGUGUGAUCCUCGGAAACCUUGAAGUGUUCAACGUUUUUUCACGAACUCUGGAAAGUGUGACGAGGGUUUUGUAUGUGCGCUAUGUAAAAGGUGCUUAAUAUAACAUAAUUAUAUAUGUAACAUAACUCAUGUUACAGAUGUCUAGGUAGGCAGGCCUUAACUUGUAUGUGCAGCUACUGACAAAAGUGCAGUUCUGAUGGUGCUAGAAUAUGGAGUUCUGGGUGUCCCUUUCCUGCCGUUUCCAGAAUGGCCAGUGACAAUGACCAGAGAUAUAUAACACAUUUAACAGAACUGCUUUUCUCUUUUGCCCCACUACAAAUAACACUAUAGCCCUAUUCAGAUAUUUAUGUUGUAAUUGUAAUUGGAUGUCUGUACACUUGUACAUGGUUUUUGCGUGAAUGACUGUACACUUUAAAACUGAACCUGGCUUCAAGUCCCUUCAAAUACAGGAUACAUAUAAGAAGUGUACUGUUGUGUCUGCGUUCAGCAUAACAUAUGAAAAACUGUGCCAGUGAAUAGAACUGUACCUGAAGAUACUGUACACAGUUUGUACAGUUUGAACACAAUGUGUGAACAGGAACCCCUCUGCUGCAAUCACUUUAGCCCUAAUCAGACAUUAUAUUGUACCUUGGUUCAGAAGUCUGUAUACUUGUACAUCUUUUUGUGUGAAUGACUGUUCCUUUGUCCACUUUAAAACCGAACCUAGGUCCAGGCCCCUUAACAUGCAGGAUACUGAUAGGAAGUAUACUGCUGUGUUUGUGUUCAACGUAACAUGCAAAUAACUGUACUUGGGUACAGAUCUGUACCUGUGUACACUACACAGAUAAAUGUUGACCAUAAUGUGUGAAUAGGGUUUUUUGAGGUGUAGUGCAGCAGUGUUGCUCUUUAGGAUGGGAGCCCCACUGUACCUGGAGCAAUUUUAUUUGUAGCCAAUUUAUUUAAAUAUAUCUGAAUAUGAACUAUGGGAAGUGCUACCCAAAAGAUGGGUGCAGUUCCUGUUACUGGAGUGUGUGUGUGUGUGUGUGUGUGUGUGUGUGUGUGUGUGUGUGUUGAAGUCAUUUGCCACAGGGGUUUGUUCUACAUGCUUGUUUUCAAAAUGGGAACUUGUAUUUUUCAGCUCUGUAUUUGGGAUAACAUUGAUACAACAAACAGCAGGCCAUAUAAUUAGUCACUGCUGAUCAUUUUUGAGUGGAAGGUAUAUCCAAAAUAUAUACCUCUUAAACCUUUUGAUCUUGUUUUUACAUAUAAAAGUUAUUAGAUUUAAAUUUGAGUUUCAUUCUUGAAUUGUAUCUUAUUUAGCUUGUACAAAUGCAGCAAUUUUCUGUCGCAGAGUUGUCAAUGUGAAUUUCAGCAUUUGUUUCAGAUAAUAGUUUCUUCAUCUCUGUUUGCUUUUGCAUGGGGAAAAAUACUUUUGUUUCAGGUUUGCUUUCUAUAAAACUUCAAUUUUGGCUUUUAAUAACGUUUAGUUAUGGUAUAUAUUUAUGUAAAGUAUGUAUUUUUAAUUAAAAAUUGUCUUGUACAGUU
Molecule: messenger RNA, 5800 nt
Organism: Hemicordylus capensis (graceful crag lizard)
Lineage: Eukaryota; Metazoa; Chordata; Lepidosauria; Squamata; Cordylidae
Gene: CLDN12
Product: claudin 12
Exons: 2
Coding region: 950-1687 (245 amino acids)
Cellular component (GO): plasma membrane
Source: RefSeq, a predicted model, not a curated record